UAUUUUUGUGUUAUUUUCCACAAAAAUAAAAAAUAAAAAAAAAAAUAAAAACCUUGAAACUUGUUUCUCAUGCAAAGCCUCACCAUCCAUAUCAUCCCUAACGUGUCACCAUAUAACACCAACCCUCUUCUCUAUACAACACAACACCACCACUACCGCUUCUGUCCUAAACAAACCCAUUUCUCCUCCGUAUUCCUCUGUAAAUCCAGCCAUUUCAUUAAAUUUAAGUCCCGUACCUGCAUCAAUGGCUGAACGUGACCGUCCACUGCCACACCAGAUCGAAAUUCAUCCACAAGACCGUGCCAUGGGCAGGGGCGGCGUCAUCACCCAACAGCAGCAAGGUCCAUCAGUUGGCAAAAUCCUUGUUGUCCUGUUUUCUCUUCCUCUGGGUGGUAUUCUGCUUGCAUUAGCAGGCUUAACACUCACAGGCUCCCUCAUUGGGCUUGCUGUUGCUACUCCACUUUUCAUUAUCUGCAGCCCGGUUCUUGUUCCAGCAGCCAUCACUAUUGGGAUCGCUGCGACUGGUUUUGUCACAUCCCAGUCCUUUGGGGUCACUGGGUUAUCGGCACUUGGGUGUCUCAUGAGCCAAAUCCGGCAGAUCACCGGGAGAAUCCCUGAGCAGCUGGAUCAGGCAAAGAGGCGCAUGCAGGAGAUGGCAGGGUAUAUGGGCCAGAAAACCAAGGAAACGACACAGGAAAUACAGAAGAAAGCAGGGUAGGAAGGAGGGAGGACGUGAUCAGUAUGAAGAUGAAAAUAGUGAGGGAAUAAUGUGUAUGUGGUGUGCGUUUCUUGAGUUUUUGAGGGUGUGGUGUACGUUUGUUGUAUGGAGCCGUAGAGGAGUACUGUGAUCAA
Tripterygium wilfordii is the source of this 852-nucleotide messenger RNA. RefSeq names its product oleosin 18.2 kDa-like. The transcript has a single exon. Bases 245 to 718 code for a protein of 157 amino acids. Gene Ontology annotation, cellular component: monolayer-surrounded lipid storage body; membrane. NCBI's taxonomy places the organism in Eukaryota, Viridiplantae, Streptophyta, Magnoliopsida, Celastrales, Celastraceae. Gene Ontology annotation, biological process: response to freezing; lipid storage; seed oilbody biogenesis. The record is from RefSeq and is a predicted model, not a curated record.